This is a messenger RNA of Ctenopharyngodon idella (grass carp), 909 nucleotides long. RefSeq names its product SAP domain containing ribonucleoprotein (gene sarnp). The record is from RefSeq and is a predicted model, not a curated record. Gene Ontology annotation, cellular component: nucleus. Gene Ontology annotation, biological process: poly(A)+ mRNA export from nucleus. The coding region runs from base 109 to 741 and encodes 210 amino acids. NCBI's taxonomy places the organism in Eukaryota, Metazoa, Chordata, Actinopteri, Cypriniformes, Xenocyprididae. The transcript is spliced from 11 exons.
GUCCAAGCUUUGUCCAGUCUCCUGACCGCCCGGUGGCGCUGCAGCGCAAAAUGAAUCACAUUAAAACCGGAAGGAAGCAGGUUUCCAAAUACAAACCUCUUCAAGAAAAUGGCGGAAGUCGUGGAGCUGCAUAAACUCAAGUUGGCUGAGCUGAAGCUAGAAUGUACUGCUCGAGGGCUGGAUGCCAAAGGAAAUAAAGCGGAUCUGAUUGCCCGGCUGCAGGCUUACCUGGAAGAGCAUGAAGAAGUGAAUGAAGAGGAAGUUCUGGGAGUGUAUGGUGAUGGUGAGGGUGAGGGUGAGGAGUCCUUUGCCAAAGAAGAGAGCGCUGACCAGAAAGAGGAGUUUAGUCCACCUGAAACAGUGACUGAGAAAAAACUGGUCAAGAUGAGCCCUCCUGCUGCAGUUGGUGAGAGGCUUCAGAAGAGAGCGGAGCGCUUCAAUGUUCCACCGAGUGUGGACACAAAAAAGGCAGCGCGAGCAGCAAGGUUUGGUUUGCCAGUACCUGACUCUUCAAAAGGAACUUCAGCAAAAAUAAGUGUUGACGUUGAGGUAUUAAAGAAGAGAGCAGAACGUUUUGGCAUGAAUGUCUCCUCAGUUUCUAAAAAGUUUGAGGAUGAUGAAAAACUUAAGAAGAGGAAGGAGAGAUUUGGCAUCGUCACAAGUGCAGCCUCCGCUGGAGCUGAGGAUUCAGAGCCUCCACCCCUUCUUUCUUUUUCAGGCAAAGAAGCGAAAACGUGCUGAGCGGUUUGGAAAUGUAUAGAAAAAUGGAUCUGACACACUUUUUUUUACUUUUUUUAAAUGAAGAGUUCUUUGAGGUUGAUUUUGUGAUACACUUGUAAUUCCUGUAGUACCAUGCUUUGUUGUUUUUUUUUCUGCUAUUUACAUUAAAAGUACCUCCGUUCCUUCCUA